AUGGCCACUCCCCCUCCUGGUUUCGUCCGCGACCUCGCCAGCACCUUCGACCAGGCCGGCGCCUCUUCUGCUGCAGGCGCCUCCGCGACCGCUGCGGCUUCUACCGUGGCCGUCCCGCCCCCUGCGCCGGUGCCGCCACCACCGCCGCCUCCUGCGCCACAGCACGUCCCGAUGGUCACUGCACCACCUGCGACGGCCGCGCUCUUCCUCAACCCUGCGCAGCUCCCUGGCUUCCCGGCUGCUCCUCCACCAGCUGCUGCGGUCACGGCGACGUCCGCGCUCACCGGCGUCUUCGUCAACCAGCACGUCCCAGUCGUGCUCUCCCUCACGCCGUCCAACUACUCGACAUGGCGCACGCUCUUCGAGCUCAUGUUCUGCAAGUACGGCAUCUCCGACCACAUCCUCGCCGCUCCAUGUCCCCACGAUCCGCAGUGGGUCCAGGACGACGCCUUCAUCUGCUCGUGGUUGUUCAACCGCGUGUCGCCGGAGAUCCUCGGCCUCGUCCACCAGCGGCACCCCACGGCGGCCAGCGUUUGGAGCGCCAUCGCCACCCUCUUCCUCGACAACGCUGAGACCUAG
This is a messenger RNA of Lolium perenne, 579 nucleotides long. The record is from RefSeq and is a predicted model, not a curated record. Lineage: Eukaryota; Viridiplantae; Streptophyta; Magnoliopsida; Poales; Poaceae.